Messenger RNA from Colletotrichum paranaense, 570 nucleotides. RefSeq lists its product as uncharacterized. The transcript has 5 exons. NCBI's taxonomy places the organism in Eukaryota, Fungi, Ascomycota, Sordariomycetes, Glomerellales, Glomerellaceae. The record is from RefSeq and is a predicted model, not a curated record. Bases 1 to 570 code for a protein of 189 amino acids.
AUGUCCGGGAACACUUUGUACGGCAGCGGGAGCCACGGUCGAUGUUCGCAUGGCGGUUUCCCUGGAAAGUUUGGAGGUUUGCCGUUGAAAGUUGCAAGGGUGGCUGGAAUUCUGCAGCUUGCCAUCGGUCCUCAUCCCUCACCACCCCGCACUAGAUCCAUGUUCUACGAAUGUCCGUGGGCUCACGUUCCGAUACAAACAAGGCGACAAGGCUUCUUCGAUUGGACUGUCCCACUGACCUCACAGUGGCAUCAUCCAGACUCUAGGCGUAUGGCACGGUUCGGAGCUUUCGAUAUCGAAUCAGGUGUAAACCCAGCUUGUCUAUCAACCACACCCUGGGUCUCCAAGAUCGGUCCUCUCCUGGCCCACCUGGCGCGACCGCAACUGUUCCGCUCUUGCAUCUGGUCUGCCUCAGAUUACAGUCAACGUCAACAGGGGCCUGCCAAUCGUUUCCUAGGGGGCACUGGUGGUACUCGGUGCGGAGGCAGAGACGGGACAGGCAUGCACCCGGCAGACUGGCAUGAUGAUGAGGAGAUGCGGCACGAGAUCAGCGGAAGUCAAGGAACCUAA